Acanthoscelides obtectus is the source of this 315-nucleotide messenger RNA. NCBI's taxonomy places the organism in Eukaryota, Metazoa, Arthropoda, Insecta, Coleoptera, Chrysomelidae. The record is from the annotation of a GenBank genome assembly.
AUGCGAGUACUUCUCUUGGCCACUCGUGGCAUCUCAACGAUCGUCGAACCACUCGAGAAGGUCGACAUACUGCAGCGCUACGUUAGAGCUGCUGUAGCAUCCACCAGCUUGCUACGACGCUACUUACGAUCUUACAUUAUGGUUUCAUUUAAAGUAAACCGAAACGCCAAAGAAAAUAAAGACAUCUACAAGGGUUAUCAAUCAGACGAUCUUCAACACAACACCGUUCCAAGAAAUGGCUCAACACCUGCCCAUUUAAACUGCGCAGUCCUUAACGCAACAUCAGUGGCCCUGUGUAGGUUAGGUUUCUUGUGA